UUGCGCGCAACAAAAGUUUUUCAAAAAUGUGGUGUUCCAAUAAAAAUGUUUAUUAUGAACAAUACGAAACUUAAAAUCGUUUUUUUUAAUAUCAAACGUUUUCUUUAAUGUUCAUUUCAUGUUUUAAAAUAAAAAUUAAACCUUGAAAUCAAAGGGAUUGCAUUAAAAAUUAAUACAAAACUUUGCAAUCUACCGCCCAGUUGCGUGUGUCAAAUUUACCAGAAACUAGAAGUGUUUAUUUUUCUUCGCUCAUAACGGCGUUUGUCAUGGCGGCGUCAUAAAUCGAAGAAUUCUUUUAAAUUCUUCAUAUGAUAAAGUUUUGCUUUUAAAAAAUGUCAUAGUUUAUUGAAAUCAAUCUAAAAACAUCAAUAAUUCGUAAUGUCAAGCUCGGUAUUUGUUGAAACACCGCGUUCUGCCAGCGGAGGUGACUCUUCGUCGCUAAAUGGUGGUGAUUCUGCUCUAUUAAACAAUGCUGAUUCCAAUCUUGUAGUUGUGUAUGGUAAAAAUGGAAUUAAUGUCGAUCGUCAGGGAUUGAAAAACUUAAUUGACGAAAAAACUUUAACUUCAAUUAGUGUUAUUCGGAUAACAUCGCCUACACCAAGUAUGGAAGAUGAAGAAGCUGAAGAAAUUCGCAAGGAAGCCGAACAACAGGCACUAAAAGAUGAAGAGAGCCAUUCUUCGGCCGAGGAUGAGGACGAUGAAGAGAAUAGUGAUAGCGAAAUUGAGGACAGAACUCCCAAACAAACCAGGAUGCCUGCAAAGACUCGCCCGGAGAUUUUAGGCCUCACGGUUGAAGAGUUCUAUCCACCUAAUGAGGCUAGGGAAUUGGCAAAGGAAAUUUUAAAAUACGCUGGUGUGACACCACUUAAGUGCAAUGUUGACUAUGAAUUCCAACGCUACAUCAUUAAGAAUGACCAUUGCUAUACACCGUUCACAUCUCCAUCACAAGUUAAUGAACCCAAAUUAACAACUGAAGAUGAAACCAAACAACCAAAUACAAAUAUUCGAAAAUUACCAAUUACAUCUAAAACAACUGUUAAACAAUAUCUUAACAAACGCAAACAACAUAUUGACGACCAACAUCAACGUAAAACCGCUGAUAAAGAUAAAGAAAAAGACAAAUCUGUUGCAUCCGAUCAAGAUGAUUCACUUGCAGACGAAAGUAAAAUAGCUGAAGAAGAUCGAGAUGACGAAGAAGGAGAUGAAGAAUUCGAUGAUGAUGGUAGUGAAUAUACAGCAGAAAGUGAGGAAAGUGCUGAGAGCGAUAAUGAUCGAGAUAGUGAUUCAGAUUUCGAUGUCAACAAUCGGCAUGGUAAGAAAAAGAAGAACUUUGUGGCAAGGCGCAAGAAAAAGGAAAAACAACGUGCUGCUCGUAGUUUGGUAAUGCAAAAGACGGCCAAUAAUAAACGACGUCUACAUAGCCAAGAUCACACCACUUCGUUUGAAGAGGAAUUAAAAAAUCCUCUAACUCCGAUGAAAGUUUAUAAACAGCCUCAAGAUGUCCGAAAGUCGGAAAGUUCUAUUAAUCCAGUGAAAACAAUAGCCAAGAAGCAAGUUCCAGAGGACGUUGAUGCUACAAUAACUCCUUCAAGUGUUUUACCAACUCCUCGAGUUGAGUCUGUGCCACAGCCACCAAGACAGCUGAUUAACAUUCAGUCGGUGCAGAUAGUUAAGCCGGCAAAUAAGGUCAGUGUAAAUUCGUCACCCGCACAAGUGAGAACAUAUCAAAUGAAAUCGAAUGCUCAGCCAGCUACGCCGCCACUAGUAGCAGCUUCUCCACAAGCUGUUAAACAAAUUGUGAUCAAUAAAGUAAUAGCAAGCCCUAAGGGAGGAUUCACAGAUUUGAAUACUUUACUUUCGAGAUCGGACAAUACCCAAUCGAAUGUUAGAGUUGCAGAAAUAAAUCCAGACAAGCAGCAUACUCCCUUCUCUUCUUCUCCAGCCAAAGGCUUCAUGCCGCUUGGUAUUGAGACGGCAGCAAAGAAUCAAUUACCAGCCCAGAUCUCCAUUCAAACGCAUCAGAGCUCUUCUGAGAUAGCUGCGGAAAAUGACAAACAACUGGAUUUGAUUGAUUCAAUUGUAAAGAAUGAACUAGAUAGAUCUUUUAAAACUGUUGCCGAAAACUCAACGAUUAAGGAAAAUAGUAUACCCGAUUUGGUUAAGAUGUUGGAGAGCACGGAAAAGGCUGUUUUGGAAAAAAACAAAAUAUCAUCAUCGUUUACAUCGUCUUCGGUGGAAGCAAUUGACAUUGCAAAUGCACCACUUCUGGAAGCGAAUGAUGAUGAUAUCCCUGAAGAUUUGUUACAGCAUGUUGUGGAGUUGAUGGAAGACAAAAGCUUACAGGAGGCUGUUGAAAAGGAAGUUCUUCAGCAGCAGGAAAAACAACAACUCGAAAAAGAGGAGUUUGAAAAACAACAACAGCUCCAUCUAAAGCAGCAACAAAUGAAGCCUCUAACCUUGCCCCAAUCACAAAACCCCUCAACAAUUUUGCCACAGCCGAUUCGUCCACAAUCUCAAAUUGUGGUGGCGACUCCUGUGAAGCAGCCUAAAAGUAUCAUCGAAGCAAGUAUUUCCAACACAACUACGCCCAGUUCAUCACGUGAUACAACUCCCACACCCACUCUGAAUAGAUCUACGAAUGCCACAUACUUGCGCCGCGAACCUAUUCAAAUCGUGCGUGGCAAUGGCCGUGUCAUAACUUUGCCACCAAUUGAGGCACCUACAACCCGUGCAAAGCGACGUGCACAAGCUCAACCAGUAUCGGACACAUCCUUCAAUGAGAGCGAAAGUUGUGAUGUUUCUAUGAAUUCGGACACGUCCUUAUUUGCAGAUUCUCAUGGCCCAGAAAGAAUUGAUCCUGUGCUCACUCAAACUCCACAACCACAAAAAGAAAAACCAGCUAAGGCAACGGGCAAGAAAAAAGCUGUUGCCAAGUCAAUGAAAUCGGUUCCAACAAAGGUCAACAAAGAGGAAGGAGAAAACCAAGAGGAUGAAGAUGACCCGAACAAAUUAUGGUGCAUAUGUCGACAGCCGCACAACAAUCGCUUCAUGAUCUGUUGCGAUGUUUGUGAAGAUUGGUUCCAUGGCACUUGUGUUAGUAUCACAAAAGCCAUGGGACUUGAAAUGGAACAAAAUGGCGUCGAAUGGACAUGUCCAAAGUGUGUCAAGAAGCAAGAAUCAAAAAAGCAACGCAAAAUAACCGAACUUUUUGAAAAUAAAAAAACAGUCGUUCAAUUUAUGCCCCAACUAGAUGCUGAAAAGAAACCUUCAACAACAGUUCAAAGCAAAAUUACGGAUGCGUUUAAUAAAAAAACAGUAGUUCAGCAAAUGCCCAAGUUCGAUGAACAAACCAAAACACCUCGCUCUUCGUUAAAUACAAGCAACAUUUCUCUGCAAGAAGUUGUCGUUGGGGAAAACAAACAAACUUUCGAUUUGAAAAAAGGACAAAAUUUAAAUCAAAAUAAUAGUAUUACUCUGCAAGAAGUUCCCGGUGAAAAUAAACACAUAAUUGAUUUGAAAAAAUUACAACCGGGACAAUUCUACACACUGACCAGAACUCCUACGACGAAGAAAAUUCAAGCUGUGAAAACACCUGAACUAGUACAAAAUAAAUCUCAAGAAGCUACAUUGAAAAAGUCCUCUACUCCCGAAGGUAAUAGUUUGGCUACUAAACGAGUUAUUGUUUUACCUUCGACACCAAAGCCUGGCAGUAGAGGCGCUGCUAUGGUCAAAGCUAGUGCUAUGCAGCAGCAACAAUUGAAAUUUCCAAAAGUCCCCACUGCAGCUGAGAAAAAACAGUUUAGUUUAACUAAAGUACAACAACAACAUUUGAAUAGAAAUACUCCAACAUCUGCAGAGCCAUUAGAUUUACCAUCCAAUAAUAGUAGCUCUCAACAGAUCAACAAAUCUCCAGUGCAGAAACAACCACCAGCUGAAAUGUUAACUUGUAUAGUUUGUAAAAAGCAGGCACGAGCAAAUUCAAUUUAUUGCAGCGAUGAUUGCAUUAGGAAACAUGCACAGAAUGCUUUGAAUGCUGUUAAAGUGCCAGAACCAGUUACACCAACGGCUUCUCUCAAACUCGGUCCAGAUGAGAAGAAAAAGAAGAGUAAGGGAUUGUUUGAGGAUUUGCUUAGCAUGGCUGAUAGAAAGCCUAAGGUGGAAAGGGUUUGUGUUCUUGAACGUCGCACUGGAAAACUAUUGACCGGAAGUAAUGCGCCUACAACACUAAAUCUAAAAAAGUGGCUCCAAGAUAAUCCAACCUUCGAAGUAGUACAACCAGGAAGUGUGCAAGCUCUGGAAAUUGAGAAAUCCAAGCAGAAAGCCCGCCCUAUUGUUCAAUCACCAACAAACAUUAACACCUUUAUUCCGCUCAAAGCAGAUGGCCCUAUAGUUACAUCUGUCAUUACGUUAACACCUCCAGCAAUAUCUUCACCACAGCCAGUAUUUCCAAAGACUACGAAACAACAACAAGAUCUUAACAAAUCAAACACAAAACCAUCGAGUAGUCCAAGCGCACCACGAUCUACAACACCAAAACACUUAGUCAAGCAAUCACAACAACUUCAUAUAAAAAUCGACAAAUCAGAAAAAGAGAAAGAUAAAUCUUCAGUAUCGCCGUCGGCGGCGCAAACUCCUUCGUCGCAAAAAGUUCUCAAAAAACAAUUGUCUGCUGAUAAAGAAGCAACAACUUCACAAACGCCAGUUCGAGAAACCAGUGAACCAGUACGAGUGAAUGUUCGUCGUACACUCAAGGAACAACUCUUAAUUCGGAUAAAGGAAUUGAGUGACGAAAAGAAGCUUUCCGUCGAACAAGUCGAUGAAUUUGUCAAGGCCACUGAAUUAGAAAUGUAUCGGCUCUUCAAUAAAGACGUUGGUGCUAAGUAUAAGGCCAAGUAUCGAUCGUUGAUGUUUAACAUCAAAGAUCGUAAGAAUGAAACUCUUCUUUUGAAGAUUUGUGGUAAAUUGAUUGAACCACGACAAUUGGUACGAAUGUCACCCGAAGAAUUGGCUAGUCAGGAAUUGGCCCAGUGGCGUGAGAACGAAGCCAAGCAUCAGCUGGAAAUGAUUAAAAAGUCAGAAUUAGAUAUGCUUUCCUGUACGAAAACGUAUGUCUUAAAGACGCACAAAGGCGAGGAAGUUAUUGAAGGCAAACACGCCGAUCGAAUGGAUUUGGACAUCAGUAUACCUGUUGAAGAUGUUGUUGCAGUGUUGAACAACUCAACCGUUAGUAGUACAACUGAGGUUGAUGCUUCUGCUUUGACUCCUCGCAAAGAUAGCUCAUAUGAGUUAGAUUACAGCGCACUAGAAGGAACUUCCAAUUUAGUAACACCCAUCAGUUCAGUGACUCCUGUUAGUUCAGGGAACCCCAUUAGUUCAGUAGCCACUACGAGUUCAGAUAAAAAGAAAGUGAUAAACAAGGAAAGGGAGAGGGACAGGGAGAAACGUCACAAGAGCAAAGAUCGUCACAAAGAGAAAAAUCGAAAGCGAAGUCGCAGUCGCAGUCGAGAGCGUCAUCACAAGAGUAGUUCGCGUAAAGACGAACGUCGAGAAAAAGAGGAACGUGCAGUAGCAAGAAAAGAAGAACUUGAAUCCACGGUCAAAACUGCCAAAGCUGUGGCUGGACCGAUAAAACAAACAGUACCACAGCCGCAGGCAUUAUCGGCUAAGGCUGCAGCUCCUGCCAAACUUACAACAAAGAAAAAUGUGAAAAAUGCUCCGCCAUCGAUUGAGACAUUUAAUCUUAUCGACCAAAUUCUUGAAUCAACCAAAACUGUUGAACAGGCGGCAAAUCUUCAGAAAGAAAAACCAAUGCCAUCUCCGGCAUCUUUAACGCCAGCUCAAACAACAACUGCACCAGCAGUUCCUGCUGAUUCUACGCCUGAAGCGACAUUAAAGCUGAAGCCGCAAAGUCCCUCAGCACCGGACAGCGAUCAGGAGCCAUCCAGCACGGUCUCGAUAUCGACACCUCCUGAAGAUCUCUACUACAAGUAUUCAUCCGAUAUAGAGGCAUCGAUGUGGACUGGCUCUAUUAAUAUGAUCGAUGUGGCAUCAUUCCAAGUUAGCCUACAAACAGUCAGUGGAAAUACAUAUCUCCUAAGCAAGGAUCUACCCGAUGAACUGGAUAUUGUAGGUCGAAUCAGUCCAGACACUGUAUGGGAUUACAUUGGCAAGAUCAAACGUAGUCCGAAUAAGGAAGUUGUUAUUAUACGUUUGGUGCCUUCUGGUGAGUCUGAGACUAAUGCUUAUACAAUUUUGUAUAAGUAUUUAGAUAAGCGGAAGCGUUUGGGUGUCAUCAAAACCACUUCGUCCAACAUAAAAGAUUUCUACAUAAUGCCAUUAGGCGUUGGACAACAGAUGCCUUCUGUUCUUCAACCGAGUGAGAACUUUGAGUUUUACGAUGAUGUUAUGAGGCCUGAUAUGCUUUUGGGCAUAGUUAUACGGAUAAUGGGUAAACGGCACUCUAAUGCUUCUAUGAGGCGUAAAAAAGAAUCAACUGUGAUAUCAAACCGAAAUGUUACAUCUGUAUUGGAUGCAGAUGGCACUGCUACUUUUACACCUCCAGGUAGUCCGAAAUCUAAGAAUACCGACGCUAAUCGUUCAACUGGAAGUAGCCGGGGUAUUCGAUUGCCACUGAAAUCUAUGGACGAUGAGGACAUCGACAUCGAUGCUAUCAUUAAAGCACCCAUUACAUCAAAAAAGAAUUCACAGAAUCAAUCAACAUCAUCUGUUACAACUAAAAAAGACGAUGCAGAUGAACCUUAUUCGCCUGGAGGCGGUAGUUCUGAUGAUGAAGUACCGAGCUCUGCAAUGCCUGUGAGAGAUGAUGAUCUUAAGCGUAAAAUGGAUGAAAUCAAUCGUCAAAUUGAAGCCCAAAAGAUGGAGAUUGCAGGAUUGCUUAGCCACGAUCAAACGUCCUCAUUGGCAAACAUCUCUAUACCGUCAAAUUUACAACAGAUAUUGGCGAGCAUUCAAAGUAAACCAGAACCUCCCUCCAUGCCAUCUACUUCUGGACAUCCACCUUCGAUGGUUCCUCCUCCUCCAAUGAUCGGAUCACUAUCGCAUCACAACAUCGGUCUUAAUCAUGACGAGGAGUACGUGCCAGCGCCGCCGCCUCCAGAUGUAAAACCCAGUCGCCUUGCACAACUAAGUGAAGCUGAGCUUCUUAGUAUGGUUCCGGAUAAUAUUGACAUAGAAAGUAGUAAUACUUCAUCGCAUCUUAAUUCGCCUGGAAUAGAGCCACCACCAGAAAAAAGACCGAGAUGGUCCGAGCCUCCACCACCGGGAAUGGAAAGUGAAUACCAUUAAAGCAUAACUUGAAUUAAAGAUUAACUUUAAUUCUUUUCAUUUUUCCCUCAUUUUCAUAAAUACACGUUUUGUGUUCUUCUCGUUAUUUGUUUUAAACCUUUUCAAAGUAGUGAACUCAUAAAAUCUCAUUUAUAAUACACACCCAUUACUAUCUUUAUCUUUCCACCUGCCCAUUUUCGUGCAGACGUGUUGAUUUUCCAGAGAUAACUGUAUAUUACUUUCUAUUUUCUCUUUAAUUAGCACUUAAUUAGAUGUAAGUAAAGUAGUUUAAACAGCAAACAAAUAAAAAAAAACAAGGAAUAACCAAUCCAAGCCAUAGGCUUGGUAUAAAAUAUUAAAUAUUUUUUAAAUAAAUAAUAGCACUAACAAAUUAAAUAUAUUAAAAAUCACAAAAACAAAGAAGAUACUAAAAUUGAAUUGAUUUUGUUUUCAUGUAUUUGCAAAAAUAAAAAUAUUUUAAUUGAACUAUUAUUUCAUAUAUUGAUAAGAAAUUAUUAUUAUUACCACUUGUAAAAAGAUUAAAAUUAAAAACUCAUACUAUUGACUAAUAUAUAAGUUGUAACACGUAAAAACCGCUAGCAUAAAAAUUAAUUAUAAAUAAAAAGAUUUGUAUUUAAAGUUUUCGACAGAAAUAAAACGAAAAUACUCAAAUUCGAACAACAAAUUUCAAAGUACAUAGAAUUAAAAAUGAUGAUUGAAAUUUAAAAAUAAAGACAAGAACAUCUGUUAUUUGAGUUUAUCAAUGUUAUAAAUAAUAUAUUAUGUAAAUGUUAUUAUUAUUUCUCUCUCAAAAAAAAAACGAUGGUUCGGGUAUUUUUGUUUCAAAAAAGACUAAUUAUAAAAGAAAUAUAUUGUUUUCGAUUUGUCGGAAAGUAAAAAUUGCAAAAUAAAGUUAAAAAUAUGUGUAAA
This is a messenger RNA of Eupeodes corollae, 8214 nucleotides long. RefSeq lists its product as uncharacterized. Gene Ontology annotation, cellular component: nucleus. Lineage: Eukaryota; Metazoa; Arthropoda; Insecta; Diptera; Syrphidae. Gene Ontology annotation, biological process: DNA-templated transcription. The record is from RefSeq and is a predicted model, not a curated record. The transcript has 10 exons. Gene Ontology annotation, molecular function: protein binding. The coding region runs from base 379 to 7305 and encodes 2308 amino acids.